GUCAUUUCUAGAAAAGCUAGCGCGAAACCAAGCGAUCUGAUAUUUCUGCGAAAGUGCCUUAAGGCAGUUAAGGAAAAAUGUCGGGAACUACGCAAAAAUACAGAAACUUUGUGGCCGAGCCUAUGGGCGACAAAUCUGUCACAGAACUGGCGGGCAUAGGCGAAACGCUCGGUGGACGUUUGACGGAAGCGGGAUUCGACAAGGCGUACACCGUACUGGGUCAAUAUUUGGUGCUUAAAAAGGACGAAGAGCUGUUUAAAGAUUGGAUGAAAGAUGUUUGCCACGCCAGUUCAAAGCAAGCCUCCGACUGCUACAAUUGUUUAAAUGAUUGGUGCGAAGAGUUCUUGUAAAUGGCGCGCAGUUUAUUGGCUCAAAAUUCCACAGCCGGGGACAAAACCAUGUCCGCUGUCUCUAUAUAAGCAACCAAGCACUUUUAUUGUAACUAAGUAAAUAUGUUCUGUUCGAAGUACUAAACUUAAGAUAUACCAUUUUAUAACACGAAUCUAAAUCAAAGGGAUUAAACGCAGAUGACAGUUCA
Molecule: messenger RNA, 538 nt
Organism: Scaptodrosophila lebanonensis
Lineage: Eukaryota; Metazoa; Arthropoda; Insecta; Diptera; Drosophilidae
Gene: baf
Product: barrier-to-autointegration factor
Exons: 2
Coding region: 78-350 (90 amino acids)
Molecular function (GO): DNA binding
Source: RefSeq, a predicted model, not a curated record